This is a messenger RNA of Hypoxylon trugodes, 1878 nucleotides long. Its product is annotated as Prolidase/Aminopeptidase P-like protein. The transcript is spliced from 4 exons. The record is from RefSeq and is a predicted model, not a curated record. NCBI's taxonomy places the organism in Eukaryota, Fungi, Ascomycota, Sordariomycetes, Xylariales, Hypoxylaceae. The coding region runs from base 49 to 1557 and encodes 502 amino acids.
GCAACCUUUCAUAAUCCAAGGAUAUCUGCCUCUACCUACCGGCUCUCUAUGCACAUGGAAAAACAAUUAAAACAUCGGCCUCUCUGGAGUACGAGGGGCGAGUCUAGUUCUCCUAGGAGGGGUAAUCUGAUCAUCUUAGCUCUGUUUUUAUUGAAUACCGCGUGGCUGUUAAGAACAUGGCUAUUGAACUAUUCAGAAUCUAAGCCGAAUCUAGAACAAAUCCAGCAAUGCGCAAUUGACAACCUUCGCUCUGACCUAUCUUUUCUUGACACGGCAAAUCCCAUUACAGCCGAUGAGUUCUUAGAAAGGAGAGAUCGCCUGGCGCGUGCUUUAGUCGCGUCCGAGGUUGAUGCUUUUGUUCUUGAGCCAGGCUACACUUUUCAAUACUAUGGCAACACUUCACAGAACGACUGGGAACCAUGGGAGCCAGAAGAAAGGCCCUUCUUGAUGCUUAUCUUGCCCCUGAUUUCCGAGUCUGGUGCUAUUUCUGCCAGGACGGCAUUUCUUGCCCCGCAUUUCGAGGAAGGUCGGGUCAGAAUGCUCAACAUCCCAUCCCGCGAUCCCGAGUUAGAUAUCGUGAUUUGGGAAGAACACUGGGAUCCUUACACUACACUCCUAGAGUCGCAUCUUUUCGCCAAUGUUAAAGCUAAUGGGAAUAAGAGAAAACCGAAGCUUAUGAUAGACGAAGAGAUGCGAGAUUUCAUCGCUCGCGGUCUAGCAAAUACCGGCUUCGAAACCUUCGGAUUGAGUCCGGAAGCAGAAUUGAUAAGACAAAUCAAAAGCCCCACCGAAAUAGAAGUGCUGCGCGCAGUAAAUACCGGGACUGUUGCAGCGGUACGAGCGAUGCGCCCCUGUCUUGUUGCGGGGUUGACUGAGGAUGAAGUACGAGAUAUUCUUGAUGCAUCGUUGCUAUCUGUCGGAUUCGGUUUAUUCUUCAACAUUGUGCUUUUCGAGGAAGAUGGCGCCCUUCCCCAUGGCGGUUUCGUGGUUGGCAAGAAGAAACUAACUCAUGAAGCUAUGAUUGUGAUUGAUGUUGGCGCCCAUUAUUUGGGGUACUCUUCAGACAUAUGCAGAAGCUUCUUCAUAGACCCUGCGCCAGAAUACGGGAUGUCGUUAGCGUCCUUGAUGGAAUUGAUCGGCCUACAUAGCGGACCUUCCCCGGGGCCAGGCAAAGACACUGAACUAUAUGCUGAAAAGCUGAAAGUAUGGGGGGUCGUACUGGACGCUCAAACCGCUGCUGCGGCUGAAUUUAAAGCUAAUAACACUGCUGCGAAUGUUGAUCUCGCCGCUCGUAAAAUCAUCGACGAAGCUGGAUACGGCUACGCAUUCACGCACCGUCUUGGCCACAGUAUAGGGGUUAAAGCACACGAGUCUCCCUAUCUAAAUAAAUGGAAUACGAAAGUAUCUAUGCGACCCGGUAUGGUUUUCACCAACGAGCCUGGAAUAUAUCUAGAGGGCAAGUUUGGUGUUCGCCAUGAGGAUAUAUACCUUGUGAAAGAAGACGAUGAUGCUGAAUUGUUAACUGACCGCCGAGCUAUUAACCCUUAUAACCCCUGAGAAAUGCGGAAUCCCGAGGGAAAUUCUAUGCUUGGGCUUUGGUUGUUUAUAGCGAGGAAAGCCUGCAAAUAGCCAUCGCAACUAAAGUGGUAACGCCUACCAGAACUCUGGCGGGGUUUCUAUUGUACUGUAAAUUCGAUACAUGACUCCUAGAGUGACACCCAGGCGGCCAACCCGAUCGCUGUAAUUAUAGCGAGAUACGCGCUAGGGUUCAGUAUGAUUUUAGUCUUGGCAGGCACUUCCAUGUAUCCAUUCCGUCAACUAGGUCUUUAGUCUAUUGAAUGCACGUGCUUAGGUACGCAAAUCAAUACGCAGUACGAU